Molecule: messenger RNA, 490 nt
Organism: Tremella mesenterica DSM 1558
Lineage: Eukaryota; Fungi; Basidiomycota; Tremellomycetes; Tremellales; Tremellaceae
Exons: 5
Coding region: 11-415 (134 amino acids)
Biological process (GO): protein folding
Cellular component (GO): cytoplasm; prefoldin complex
Source: RefSeq, a predicted model, not a curated record
GGCUGACAGGAUGAGCUUGCUACCACCAGAAGAUGAAAAUUCCGACGGGAUUGAAGUCGCUUGGGAGGACCAACAGCGCAUCAACACCUUUUCAAAGCUCAACAAUCGUCUAACAGAUAUAAACGAACAGUUGAAAAAGAAACAAGACGAGAAGGAAUACUACGAUGAUUUAUCCACAGAACUCGAAUUGGCCGAUGACGACCAGCCAGUCUUGUACAAACUUGGAGAAGCUUUUUUCUGUCUUUCUUUAUCAGAGGCCAAAAAACAACUUCGAAAGGAUACAAAACGAUACGAUAAAGAGAUUGGUGACUUAGAGAAGAGAGCAUCUGAGUGCGAGGUCGGUAUGAAAGAGCUUAAAAUACUUUUAUACGCAAAGUUUGGAAGACAGAUCAACCUCGAGACCAGCGAUCCAUGAUCAGUACGACCUUCUCCUAGUCAGUAUCACACAACGAACACAAUGUGCCAUAUAAUGCAUCUUCAUAUCUCUUUG